This is a messenger RNA of Cladocopium goreaui, 1182 nucleotides long. The record is from the annotation of a GenBank genome assembly. NCBI's taxonomy places the organism in Eukaryota, Dinophyceae, Suessiales, Symbiodiniaceae.
UCCAAGGCUUUCCAGGCUCCUUAAUGGUUUUGGCCGAAACCUUGACUUACUUCUUCGGUGGCUUGUCCUUGGCCAUGGCUCUGGAAGGUCUCCAGGGCAUGCGCAGGUGCCUCCAACCCUUGAGGUACCUGGCCUUCAUGCCCGCCUCAUUAGCCUACAGCUGGGCCGGCUUCAUGACCUACCCGGCGAUCAAAGGUUUCGGUGCGAGCCAAUUCUAUCUCCUUGCACAGCUUCGAGUUGCAAUCAUUGCGGUUUUCAUGCGAAUCGCCAGCCAUGUUCGUCAACCUGCGAACGUCUGGAUCUCUUUGCUUCAGCUGGUGCUGGGUAUGAUUGUCCUGGUGUGGUACAAGGCGGGUGCCGUGGCUGGCGAAGUGGGCUGUCACUUCCUUCCGGCGCACGCCUUAAGACCUGCAGGAAGUGAGGGGGAGACCCAAGAGGGAGAAGAGCAAGUGAGCUUCAUGCUCAGUUUUGCCGCCAUGGUGGGUGUCAUCGUCACUUCGGCCUUCGGCACCCUAUACCUGGAGCGCCAGCUGAAGGCCAGUUCCAAGGAUCCGCUGUUCGUCCAGUUGCAUCAGUUGAAUGCGGCCGGCUUAACAGGUGCGCUGAUGGUGGCCAUGCGUCGGGCCAACGAGCCCGAUGUGUCGGAUGCCCACCCCGGGAUGGAGCUUGACAGUGAUGUCCCCACCGCCGCUCCUGACGAGGAGAGUCCCUACCUGCUACCGCUGAGAGUCGCCCUUAGUGUCUCCUGUGUGGUCGCCCGUGGCGCUCUCAAUGGCAGCGUUCUGAAGAAGUUGGACGCCUUGACCAAAGGUUUGAUCGAUGUCACGGCUAUCGUCCUCUGCACAGUGAUUCAAGUUUUGGCCCAAGGGCGACAGACGGAUGUCACUGCCAUGGGCCUUCAGAUGAUGAUGCUGCUUUCCGUGCUUGGCUUCGUGUCCGCAAGACAAGUUGCUCCCCCGCCGGCACGCUGCGACGAGCCCCGCACGCCGCGCACGCCACGGGAACUGCUGCCCUUGCGGUCCAAGUCGAAGGGUUCGAAGUGGCCCUGGGAAGUUCAGCUGGAGCAAGUACCGAAAGCCCUGUAAGAUGCAGUGAAGCCCAAUUAAGGGCCAGCGAUGAACACCAGCUGAGGUGACACAACAGGUGGUAGCUGGAUGUUAAUCCCCUCCCACUAUGGUAUUU